Molecule: messenger RNA, 1401 nt
Organism: Rhincodon typus (whale shark)
Lineage: Eukaryota; Metazoa; Chordata; Chondrichthyes; Orectolobiformes; Rhincodontidae
Product: separin-like
Exons: 7
Coding region: 15-1001 (328 amino acids)
Biological process (GO): proteolysis; meiotic chromosome separation
Cellular component (GO): centrosome; mitotic spindle; nucleus
Molecular function (GO): cysteine-type endopeptidase activity
Source: RefSeq, a predicted model, not a curated record
GUUUGGUGGAGUCGAUGGAGAAGGACGCCCUGGGUUGCUGGAAGGGGCUUCUCCUGCCCAGCCCGAGGGACGCGAGGCUAGACUCGGAGGCCGCGGCCAUCUGCGCUCUCCUGGCCCGCCCUGGAGACUGUCCCGAUGUCGACGAGGAGCUGGUGAAGGCCGUGCUGGGAGCGUCCCACGUGCUGAGUGACUCUGAUCUCCGACGCAUCGCGGAGGAGGUGUCCGCGACUGACCCUCGCAAGGUGCUGCUUCGGCUGGAGGCUGCCGUGGAGCGAAUGAAGUCCCACCCUGCUGGCCAGUCCCCUCAGCUCGUUCUCAUACUGGACAAGCACCUGCAGAGACUGCCCUGGGAGAGCAUGCCCUCGCUGCGGGCUCUCUGUGUCUCCCGACUGCCUUCCUUCCACUUCCUCCUUGGAUAUGUGGUCACCAAGAAGCACCAGGUGAGGUCCGUGCUGGCGGAGGGGGUAAAUCCCAGCAGUGUGUAUUAUGUUUUAAACCCUCAGGGUAACCUCCCCAACACAGAGAGGACUUUCAAGGACUGGUUUCGCAGGAGGCCAGGAUGGGAGGGAGUGGUUGGACGAGGGCCCAGCGAGGAGAAGCUGCGAUCUGUGCUGUGUAAUCGAGAUCUGUACCUAUACGCUGGGCACGGUGCUGGGGUGCGGUUCCUGGAGGGACAGGAGGUUCAGAAGUUGAGUUGCCGGGCGGCAUCACUGCUGUUGGGCUGCAGUAGUGCUGCACUCGUCCUCCGUGGGGACCUUGAGGGAGUGGGCAUUGUCCUCAAGUACAUGAUGGCUGGUUGCCCGCUGUUCCUGGGGAACCUGUGGGAUGUGACAGAUAAAGACAUUGACCGUUACAUGGAGAACCUGCUGCGGGGCUGGUUGGACGCGGGUUCGGAGGCCUCGCUCCUGGAGUACGUCGCACACGCCCGCACGGCCCCCAAGCUCAAGUACCUGAUCGGAGCCUCUCCUGUGGUCUACGGCCUCAGCAUCUCGCUGCAGUGAGCGUGCUGCCAGUUGUGGUGGCGGGGGGGGAAGUGGGGAGGAGGUGUUUGGGAACUCUGGUGGAUACCCAUCCCUCUCCCCCCCAACGUCACCAGGGACCGCACCCCGUGAGGGCAGGGCUGGAGCGGGCCUACAUCAGUUGUGGGGGAGAGGGGCUGGGAUCCCUCUCUAUCCCGGGAGAGAGGGGCUGGGAAUCUGAGCUGCCCCUGUAUAGAGUUGAGGUGGGGUGGAUUUUUGGGGACAGGACUGCGGCUCCAAGCAGUUGCCGGGAACUGAUUGUACUUUUUUAAAGCCCUUUUGUUUUUAAUUUAUGGAUCUGCCGUUGUGUUUAUUUUUUUUUUUGCGCGUGCAGUUUAAAUAAACGAGUGUUGUUAAUAAAGUCAAAAUUUAUUUCUCGUGA